UAGCAUCUGAAACUGGGAUAAAGUUUCCAAAGAAAUUAAGCAAAAAAACUUCCUGCGGGAGGAAAAGCCGUGCCAAAGUGCUCCUUCGGUACAAAGCGGCAUAUUCCGAUCGUUCCACUGAGGGUAAGAAAAGAGAGAAAGAGACUUCAUCGGACGCAGUCUUUCUGAAGAGGAUAUCGUUUUCAGCAAAGGAUUUUAAGGUGGAGGACGCUGUUUUGUCUAUGUCCUCUCAUUUCUUUAAAAAAGAAAUGGAAGAGAGCUCAAGUUCUCCAGUAUCCCCAGUGGAUAGCGUAGUGACCAGCGAGGAGGAGCUGGACAGGCAGCAGAAGCGGUUUGGGAGGAAGAGGACGCACAGUAAGAAGCCGAGCGAAGACGGCAGCCCGGGCUCCGUCAAGCGGGGCAAGAAGCCCAGUCCCAGCAGCACGCAGUCCUAUGAGGAGCUGCAGAACCAGAGGGUCCUGGCCAACGUCCGGGAGAGGCAAAGGACACAGUCUCUGAACGAGGCGUUCGCUUCUCUGCGGAAGAUCAUCCCCACGCUGCCCUCGGAUAAACUCAGCAAAAUUCAGACGCUCAAGCUAGCGUCUAGAUACAUUGACUUUCUUUAUCAGGUGCUACAGAGUGACGAGAUGGAUAACAAGAUGUCCAGCUGCAGCUACGUCGCCCACGAAAGACUGAGUUACGCUUUUUCCGUGUGGCGGAUGGAAGGCGCCUGGUCCAUGUCUGCGUCCCAUUAGCAGCGAAGGUGCUCAGCAAUGCCAGAGGGACUGUUUACUGCAAAAUCUGAAGAAAACGGAUUAAUGUUCAAGAACCAAAAAACCUCAAGGACACGUUGGAGAGACGCGCUGUGCCCUCGCCCUGCUCCGGACAUUCAUGGGACAAUCCUGAGAGCAGCAGAGCACCUCCGUGGAUCUGCAAGAGAACAUUUAAAUUUCUCCCCUUCCGUCACAGACAGUAAUUAAAUGUAUUCCCAUUUUAUUGUGCUGCCACACAGAUUGCGCCCUAAUCGGUGUUAUCCCUUAUAGAAAGGUACAUGAUUUUUUCAGGAAUUGAUUCUUUUUUUCUUCGAAAAGUCUUAUUGGCAUCCGUUUGUCUUUAAUUAUAUAUAAAUGUUUUAAUAAAAUUGUACAUACAUGUAGGUAUCAUGCAGCUUUUAAAGGGACGAAUGCAAUUUAGAUCGAAAUAUCUGAGCUACGCGAAAAACAUUUUCUCCAGCAUUACUUCCGUAUUCAAUCCAAUGUACAUGUUUUCUAAUUUAUUAAAGGAAAUAUUUUUAAACAAACCAAAGCAGUGAAUUGAUUUAUAUAGUAUAUAAGAUUAACUAGUGAACGAUGCUUUCCACUACAUUCUAUUCUGAUCUUAGUAUAGCUACGGUAUACUACGGCCUUUCGAUUUAAGAGGCGUGGUGGUCGGUGGUGCUGGGGGUGGGGGGAAGCGACGAUGCCUCUGAACUACAUGCAAUUACAUUUGUGAAUGUUUAGCAGGCUGAUGCAAGCGGUCUGGCAAUCAUUCAAAUAUCAUGUACCGGCAUUUUGUGACACUGAAACACACUAUUAAAGAUAAAAAUAAAAUGGAAA
Messenger RNA from Brienomyrus brachyistius, 1574 nucleotides. It is a transcript of the gene twist2, whose product is annotated as twist2. The record is from RefSeq and is a predicted model, not a curated record. Lineage: Eukaryota; Metazoa; Chordata; Actinopteri; Osteoglossiformes; Mormyridae. Bases 222 to 734 code for a protein of 170 amino acids. The transcript has 2 exons. Gene Ontology annotation, biological process: regulation of transcription by RNA polymerase II; developmental process. Gene Ontology annotation, molecular function: DNA-binding transcription factor activity, RNA polymerase II-specific; protein dimerization activity; RNA polymerase II transcription regulatory region sequence-specific DNA binding.